Molecule: messenger RNA, 1290 nt
Organism: Leptosomus discolor (cuckoo roller)
Lineage: Eukaryota; Metazoa; Chordata; Aves; Leptosomiformes; Leptosomidae
Gene: KCTD18
Product: potassium channel tetramerization domain containing 18
Biological process (GO): protein homooligomerization
Source: RefSeq, a predicted model, not a curated record
AUGGAAGAGGGCAAGACUGAAGAUGCCCACGGUAUUCUACGACUCAAUGUGCGAGGAUGUUUAUACACAGCCAGGCGUGAGUCUUUAUGCCGCUUUAAGGAUUCAAUGCUAGCUUCUAUGUUUAGUGGACGCUUUCCUCUAAAAGUGGAUGAAUCAGGAGCAUGUCUAAUUGAUCGAGAUGGAAGCUUGUUUAAAUAUCUUUUGGAUUUUCUUCAUGGAGAAGUUCGGAUUCCUGAAGAUGAACAAAUUCGAAUUGCACUGCAGGAGGAAGCAGAUUAUUUUGGCAUCCCUUAUCCAUACAGUCUGUCUGACCAUUUGGCUAAUGAAAUGGAGACGUAUUCUUUAAGGUCAAAUAUAGAACUUAAAAAGGCUUUGUUAGAUUUCUGCAAUUCUUACGAUUUAGUUUGUACCAAGCCUACAGUUUGGGUCCUGCACUAUCUCAACACUUCUGGAGCAAGCUGUGAAAGUAAAAUUAUUGGUGUGUAUGCCACAAGAGCUGAUGGGACUGAUGCAAUUAAUAAGGAGCUAGGAACAAAAAUUCAUAGUAAAAGCAUUUACAAAAGAGAAGCUGGAAAUAACAUCCAAUAUAUCUGGAGCUAUUACUCAGUAGCUGAAUUGAAAAAGAUGAUGGAUGCUUUCGAUGCCUGGGAAGGGAGAGGUGUCAGCUACUGGAGAGUGCCUCAGGAGCUGAUUGAAUGUUGGACUCUUGAAGAACGCCCUUUGAGAGGCAGUUUGCAUCAUAUGCCUCCAGUUCAUAAAAGACGAUUAAUUGACUUUACUGAGGAGGAAGACUAUCUACCAUGUAAAGCAGGUCCCAAGCCAAUUAGAUUCUCAGGCCCCUCAACGAGUACCCAUAUCAAAGUCAAGAAUUCAGCUGCAUUGAAGAUAGCUGCUUGCAGUGCUUCACGUUCUGCAGUGACUCUGAAACGACCCAGCAGUGAAAGUCUGACACUGCACAAACUAACUUCUGAAAGUGCACCCCCAACACACGCAUCGGUGCCCAGCAGUUCCCAGGUGCCCUGUGGAAGGCCGAGUGCUGACACUGGGCCACCAUGUCAAAUGUCGUUCAAGAUCGCAGUGUCUAGGAAGCCCGUAAGCAGCCGUGUAGUAAAGCUGAAGCGAACUCCACUUUUUCUUGUGACAGCAUCUCAGCCAUCUUCUUCUGUAUCCAGUAAAUCAAGUGAACAGGACAGUGCUGCUGUUGAAAUUCCUGCUACAUCUGUUGUACUAAACGAACCAGCUCUAUUAGCAGAGAAUACUAAGCUUAAGAAUGAUAAAGUGGAUGGAUAA